Protopolystoma xenopodis is the source of this 228-nucleotide messenger RNA. The record is from the annotation of a GenBank genome assembly. NCBI's taxonomy places the organism in Eukaryota, Metazoa, Platyhelminthes, Monogenea, Polystomatidea, Polystomatidae.
AAUGGUGUAUUGCGAGAUCGGCUUAUUGCUCGCGGAAAUCUUGCAGAUAUUGAACCGAUGGAGAUAGACACUAGCAUCGGCUUUGAUGACGUUGGUGGCCACGCAGAACAGAUCCGCGCACUCAAGGAAACCGUUAUUCUGCCCCUUAUAUAUCCUGAGGUGUUUGCUCGCUUUAAAAUUGAACCGCCCCGCGGUGUUCUCUUUCACGGUCCACCAGGUAAUUUUUAA